CACCCAUUUCAAGAUGGAGCAAGACACCAAGUCUCGGCGAUCGUCCGACGACACUUUGGGCGCCAACAAUACCAAUGCUGUACCUGAACUCCCUAAGGAGGAGGUCUUCGACGAUGACUCCAAGGUGCCGUUCCUCACCGCUCGCACGUUCUUCAUGACCGUCUUGGUAUCGAUGGGAGGUAUCUGCUUUGGAUACGACACUGGUCAAAUCAGUGGAUUCCUCGAGAUGGAGAACUUCAAGAGAAACUUCGCCGACGAUAGAACAGCCGGGCCCAAUGGCGAUGUGACGCUCAACCUGACACCCGUCCGCACCGGUCUCCUCGUUGCUACACUCUCUCUUGGAACUCUCGUCGGCGCGCUGAUCGCAGGUCCCGUGGCCAAUAACCGCAAAUUGGGACGGAAAUACUCCAUUUGCAUGUGGUGUGCGGUCUUUUGCAUCGGCAACAUCUUCCAGCUCUCCGCACAAUACUCAUACUGGUAUGUUCUCAUGAUCGGUCGCAUUAUCGCGGGAUUCGCUAUCGGAGGUCUUUCUGUCAUGGUGCCAGCAUAUCAAGGAGAAUCCGCGCCGACCCACCUUCGAGGUGCCAUCGUCUGCUGCUAUCAGCUGUUCAUCACCAUUGGCAUCCUCAUCGCAUACCUGAUCAACUUCGGAACCGAGACCAUCAACGCGGAUAGCACUGCGUCGUGGCGCAUUCCCAUGGGUAUCAGCUUUCUCUGGGCGUUGAUACUCGGCUUCGGAAUCUUGUUCUUCCCAGAGACGCCUCGCCAUGACUUCCGUCAUGGAGCGGUGGACAAGGCGUCCGAGAGCAUUGCGAGAUUCUACGGUGUUAGCCCACGGCACAAGGUGGUCAAGAAGCAGCUGGAGGAGAUGCAGGAAAAGCUCCGCAUCGAGCAGGAAGGCGGUGAUCAUUCGAUCUGGGAGGUCUUCACCGGCCCUCGCAUGUUCUACCGCUUGAUGCUGGGAAUGUCGAUUCAAGCUCUCCAACAAAUGACUGGUGCCAACUUCUUCUUCUACUACGGAACAACAAUCUUCGAAUCCGUCGGCAUCAACAACUCCUUCGUCACGCAAAUCAUCCUCGGCGCCGUCAACGUCGUCACCACCUUCCCUGGCCUCUAUAUGGUGGAGAAAUUCGGUCGCAGGAAAUGUCUCACCCUCGGCGCCGGCUGGAUGUUCAUGUGCUUCAUGGUCUUCGCCUCGCUCGGAAACUCUGCUCUCCAAUCCGGCACCGAUGCGAAUGGUGAUCCAAUCUACGACUCCACGAUCGGAUACGUGAUGAUCGUCUUCGCCUGCCUCUUCAUCGCCGCCUUCGCCAGCACCUGGGGUCCCAUGGCCUGGGCCGUGACCUCGGAAAUCUACCCAUCCCGCUACCGCAGCACGGCCAUCGCCUUCUGCGCCGCCUCCAACUGGGCCUUUAACUUCUUCAUCGGAUUCGCAACGCCUUUCAUCGUGGCCGACAUCGGCUUCGCUUACGGCUACCUCUUCGCCGCCUGCAAUUUCGUCGCCGUGCUGGUGGUGUACUUCUUCCUCCCGGAAACGUCGGGGAAGAGCUUGGAAGUCAUCGAUACCAUGUUCUUGUUGGAGGUCAAGCCGUGGAAGUCGAGCGGCUGGGUUCCGCCGCCUUCGGAGGAAUUGGUCACGGCGGAUCAGCUGCGGUUGACGAAUGGUGGGAGGGAUAUCCGCAAGACGAAUGAGGCGGGUGUGGGUGAUGAUACCAAGUAUGAGAACGUGGAGGAGUCGAGGGCGAAUAGUGUGAAUAUGGGUGCGAGUGGUGCGAGGGGCAAUUCUUUGACGGUUUGAGCGGAGUUGUAUAGAGCGUGUGAACGCAGCAUGAAUGAAAUCAGCAUUGAACGCAAUGUGCCUAUUGAUAAGGCCUGCCAUUCCUCUAUCCUCUCGGUCGUCUUCGUGGUGCUCUGAAUUGGAGGAGCACCCAAUGGAUCCAAAGGGGGGAC
Messenger RNA from Zymoseptoria tritici IPO323, 1950 nucleotides. RefSeq lists its product as uncharacterized. Gene Ontology annotation, biological process: carbohydrate transport; transmembrane transport. Bases 14 to 1798 code for a protein of 594 amino acids. Lineage: Eukaryota; Fungi; Ascomycota; Dothideomycetes; Mycosphaerellales; Mycosphaerellaceae. The record is from RefSeq and is a predicted model, not a curated record. Gene Ontology annotation, molecular function: carbohydrate:proton symporter activity. The transcript is spliced from 3 exons. Gene Ontology annotation, cellular component: plasma membrane.